Molecule: messenger RNA, 654 nt
Organism: Mucor velutinosus
Lineage: Eukaryota; Fungi; Mucoromycota; Mucoromycetes; Mucorales; Mucoraceae
Exons: 1
Coding region: 1-654 (217 amino acids)
Source: RefSeq, a predicted model, not a curated record
AUGUUUCUACUCAAACGAUCAUUCCAUUCCUCCAUCUCUAGACAAAAGAGAAAUUUUUACGACGUUUUGCAGCUAAAUGAAAGAGCCGACAAAAGAACCAUCAAAGCCAAUUAUUACAAACUCUCCAAAAAGUAUCAUCCAGACUUGAACCCAAACAACAAGGAAGCGCAUCAGCUGUUCCUGGAGAUCAAUGACGCCUAUGCUGUGCUGGGCAAUGAAGCCAGUAAGAAAAAGUACGAUUAUGAACGCUCCAGCGGCGGUGGUGGUGGAGACGAUGCCCAUUACAGCAAUCCCAUGGCAAAAUACUCGAGAGCAGGCGGCAGUGGUGGCAACACACAGGCAUGGCAUUUUAGAAACAGACGGCCGAGAAGCACUGGCUCAGCGAGUGCAAAAGAGCAGGCAGAGAGAAUGCGACAAUCAACGGCUGGUGGUGGUGGAUUCAAUUACAAUGAACAUUAUAAUAAGCACUAUGAAAACGAAGAGCAUAGACGGAGACAACGAGUGGAAAAGGCGGCGCAUAGACGUAGAGCGGCUGGCGAUGAUUCGGUGCCUGGCAAACCCGCAAAAGGCAUGGAGAACGUGUGGGGUCGUCUUUGGCGGUUAGGUGUAGUCCUCACUGGCAUUGCUUAUGCGGCACAGCACCUUACUUCUUGA